Molecule: messenger RNA, 1302 nt
Organism: Neltuma alba
Lineage: Eukaryota; Viridiplantae; Streptophyta; Magnoliopsida; Fabales; Fabaceae
Product: protein transport protein SFT2-like
Exons: 4
Coding region: 179-862 (227 amino acids)
Biological process (GO): vesicle-mediated transport
Cellular component (GO): membrane
Source: RefSeq, a predicted model, not a curated record
UCUGAAGCCUUUACUAUCGAUAGGCUUGAAAGAGCAGUCGCAGACUCGCAAGACGCAUGCUCAUCAUUCUUUCUUUAAAUCAAACAAAACAAAGUUGCAUUCUUGAUUUACUAUUAUAUUGUUCUUGAUCUGCUAUUCUGAAUCGAGGUUUGGGUGCCGAGAAAGCAAGAAUUGAAAGAUGCAGAAAACGGCGCAAGGAUGGUUCUCGCAAGCAACUGACGGCGAUAAUGGCCAGAAACCGUCGUCUUCUUUGCUGGCCGAUUGGAAUUCGUACGCAGCAUCCCAAUCUACGGAGGAGAACUCUGAUUCCGCUUUUGGUUUUGACAUCGAAUCUGCCGUUAGGUCUGCCAACGACACAGUGACGGGUACCUUCAGCGUGGUUUCUAAGGGUGUGAGAGAUAUACCUGGCAAUUUCCAGUCUGCCACUAGUAAUGUUCCUUCUGGGAAAGCCCUCCUAUAUUUUGGUUUGCUUCUAGCGACUGGUGUCUUCUUUCUUUUCAUUGCAUUUACCUUGUUCCUUCCUGUGAUGGUGGUUGUGCCUCAAAAGUUUGCCAUAUGCUUUACUCUUGGGUGUGGAUUUAUCAUCGGAUCAUUCUUUGUUCUCAAAGGUCCAAAGAAUCAGCUUGCCCACAUGGCAUCAAAGGAGAGGCUCCCCUUCACAUUGGGUUUUAUAGGCAGUAUGAUUGGUACCAUAUAUGUGUCAAUGGUGCUUCACAGCUACAUUCUCUCCGUGUUAUUCUCUGUCAUACAGGUUCUGGCACUUGGGUACUAUGCAAUAUCUUAUUUUCCUGGUGGAUCUGCUGGCAUGAAAUUUUUGACAUCUGCUCUCACAUCUUCAAUAAUGAAAUGUUUUGGGAGGUGACAUAUUUUAGCUGAUGAGAGGUGAGGUCUGCUCUUUAGUUGAUGAGAUGUGGUAGUUGAAGUGUAAAUUUGUCUCUCAAGAUAUGUCAUGUUCCUUGAAACUUUGAACUGAUAUGAGAAUAUAGCUGAUUUGACGCAUCAUCUAAUGUUUCCAAGAGAUUUCAGUGUUUGUUGUAGCAUCUUGAAGGGAUUUAUUUUUCGAAUACAAGCCUCAAGCUUUCAGUUGCAAAGAAUAUUGCCUGAUCAAUGGGCUGACCAAGUGUUCUGCAUUACUCUUCAUGCCAACUCUCAAAAGAUUUAUCCUUCUAAUGAGAUAUUAUUUGACGCUCUUUCUUUGAUUUCUUGUUUGCUGUUGGCAUUUUCUCCUGUUGGUAACGGAAACAAACCAUAUUGCGGGCGAGACGAAGGGGGAUUUAUAUAAGUUCGAUCAUUUUGAUUUUA